GGUAUCGAUGGAAAAGCUCACUGGUCAUGACACACCAUGCAAUUGCAUCCAAAGUAUCGUUUAAGACUAUUGGGUCAUCUUACUGCUUGUUUCCUUCUCUCUCUCCUUUCUCAUCUCUAUACUCAUUUUUCCUCAUUCAUUCUUCACUUCCCUCUCCAUUUCACUUCUUUUUGCAUCGUUUUCUGCCUUUUUUGACCGCCCAGAUGAUAGUCUCCACUUUGCCGUCCUUGCAUUAGCGCGACGCUAAGAUAUGAGCUUUUGAGCUUUCUUAUCGACAAGUCAAAUCGCGUCGCAAAAGAUCUUUUGAAGUAAAUAUUGCCCUUACCAUACUGCACGAUUCUAUAUUGUUUUUGACCUCCACGACAACCUGCGGCUCUCCCACAAUCUGCCGGCUUCAAAGAUCAAUAUGGCAUCUAAGAUAAUUGUUCUUGGCGAUGUGAACGGCCAUAUACGCAAUGUCUUUACUAAACUAACGUCGCUGCAACUCAAGAACAACUUUGCCCUUGCGAUCGUGGCUGGAAACCUUUUCGCGGAAGCUGAAGACACAGAAGCAGAAGAUACUGUCACAGACCUCAUUACGGGAAAGAUACCCAUACCAUUACCGACAUACUUUACUGUCGGAUCAUCACCUUUACCCAAAAGAAUCAUAGAAAAGAUCGAGAAAGAUGAGGAGAUAUGUCCAAACCUACACUAUCUCGCGAAGAGGAGUACUACGAAAACUUCGGAAGGUAUUAAAAUAGUUGCGCUCGGUGGUCAACUCGACGAGAAUAUAAUCGGAGGUUUAUCACAGGAAUCGUAUCUACCUUUUCACACUGUUGGAGAUGCGAAAGCUCUUCAUGGAGCGCACACGGCGGAUAUUCUUUUGACAACGUCAUGGCCAAAAUCAAUUCGAACCGGUUCCAAAAUACCAACUCCUGAUGAUGCGAAAGAUCCUAUUGCGGGAGAUCAUAUCGCAGAUCUUUGCGCAGCUUUGAAACCUCGUUAUCACUUUUCUGUGUCUCCGGAUUACUUCUAUGAGCGAGAACCUUUCUUUCACACCCCAACUUCAGACGAACCUGACGUUCGACCCCUUACUCGAUUUAUUUCUUUGGCUCCUCAUGGCAAUCCCAGGAAACAGAAAGCCUUAUAUGCAUUCACUUUACAAGCAACAGUCGAUCCAACUGCCCCAUUGCCAACUGGCACCACAGCAUCGCCAUUUGUAGCUCGACCCAAUGAGAGGAAACGAACGGCUCUUGAACCGGAACCAUAUUCUAGAUAUGGCGGUGGCAAUGAUCAUAAACGCGGUCGUGGGCGUAGAGGUCAAAGACAACCACCUCCUGGGCCCGGUGAAUGUUUUUUCUGUCUUUCAAAUCCAAAUCUGGCUACUCAUCUUAUUGCCUCGAUUGGUGAUGAUGCAUAUUUGACAAUUGCGAAAGGACCUUUGACUACAGCUACUACAAAUGCUUCCUUGGGUAUUAACUUUCCUGCACAUGCUUUGAUAAUUCCACUCUCUCACUCACCUACUUUGGCCCUGAUCCCGGAGGAAGAGUCCAAAAACAACACCUACAUUGAAAUGAAUAAAUACAAAGAGGCGCUGCAGAAAAUGAUUGCACAACGCAGCGAAAAUAAGUUGGGCGCUGUUACUUAUGAGAUCAGUAAAGGCAAUGGUGUUCAUACACAUUGGCAACUCAUUCCUAUGCCUAUUGAAACUAUUCAAAAGGGUCUUGUUGAAGCCGCCUUCCGAGUUGAAGCCGAAAAUCUUCAAUACCCAGCCUUCGAGGUAAGAGAUCCAGAAAUCGGUCAAAAUGAUGGCGAUUUCUUCCGCGUGUGGAUCUGGACACCUCCUACCGAACAAGCUUCAGAGGGAACUACCAAAUGCAUUACAAUGCCAUUUGACUGGAAUGUUCGCUUCAAUCUUCAAUUUGGUAGAACGGUUUUAGCUAAACUUCUAAGUUUGGAAAAGAGAAUCCAGUGGAGAGAUUGUGCUCAAACAGAGGCCGAGGAGAAACAAGACGCUGAGUCUUUUAAGUCUGCUUUCAAGGAAUUUGAUUUCACGGAUUGAUCCGCAUUUACAUUUCAUAUCCAAGCGAUUGGGCGCAUACAUGCAUAGUUUGGGAGUUAUUGCAUAUUUUUAUUCAUCAUUACGAAUAUUUUUUCUGCUUAUUAUUGAAUGGACGGUGGGAAAAUCAUUAAGCCAGCAUACAUACUAUUUCUUUUUUUAUUUAUGGAGGACAGAUAAGAACACCGAUGCAUGGUUGGUACGCAUGAUGGCGUUGAGGGGAAUCAUCUUUUCAUUUUCAAACUUUGAAAUUUUCAUCUAGGUUAUGGGGGUAUCGAUCGAUACUUCAUGGAUAUCACGCAUAGUCAAUAGUCGAUCAAAUAAAAGCCUGUUUUUCUUUUUGCAAAGAUUGCAGGAGUCGGCUCUUCAACCACAUCGUCUUGAUCGUCAAUAUUCAAUUUGAAUUUGAAUUUGAAUAUCUUCAUUAACCCUCUGUCCUUCUUCUUCUUCUUCUUCUACCACCAUUCUUUUCCAUCGCGUAUUAUUCAGUCCUUUGAAUCACUCAAUAUAUCUAGUCCGUGAUACAAUCAUUCACAGCA
This is a messenger RNA of Botrytis cinerea B05.10, 2577 nucleotides long. It is a transcript of the gene Bcdrn1, whose product is annotated as Bcdrn1. Gene Ontology annotation, cellular component: post-mRNA release spliceosomal complex. Lineage: Eukaryota; Fungi; Ascomycota; Leotiomycetes; Helotiales; Sclerotiniaceae. The coding region runs from base 407 to 2041 and encodes 544 amino acids. The transcript is spliced from 3 exons. Gene Ontology annotation, biological process: mRNA splicing, via spliceosome. The record is from RefSeq and is a predicted model, not a curated record. Gene Ontology annotation, molecular function: RNA lariat debranching enzyme activator activity.